AUACAAUGAUUAUUACUGUCUAUAUAUUGUAGUAAAGCAAAGAUAAUCACGCGGUGACAAAGAGAUAGUCAUUCUUUUUUAAAUGUAAUCUAUGUUUUGUCAUUUGGUAAAAAAGAAAAUAAAAUGUUUAUAAAAAUUCAGGUGCAUAUAAAUUCAAAGCUUAUUAGUUAAUAUUUUGUGAUUAUUAAUGUGUAUAUAUGAAACAAUUAAUGUUCGCAAAAGAAUUUGAUGAUCCAAUUCGACAGAGAAUAAAAAAUGUCGAACUUACAGUAUAAAAUAUGUCAAUAUGUCAAUACAAGUAAUAUUUUAGAGAUAUAGAUUUAUAUUAUAUUAGCACAAAAUGUAAUGUUAAAAGUAAUAUUCUUAUAUUAUUUUUACAAUGGAAAAAGUUAUACCAAUGAGCUGGUUGAACCAGAUAUUGUUGGUUUUAAGUAUAUUAUGUGCAUUGUUAUCUUUAAUUAUACAAGAAUGGGCAGGUCUCACACCAUUACCAAUAUAUGUUUCUAUUUUAUGGGCUAUUUUUAUUAUAAUAUUAUCAGUAUGGCUCAGUUGUUUUUUAUUUCAACUUGCAUUAAAAGCUAAUAGUCCACUUAAUAUAAAAUUUCUUAAUAAUUGGUUAUAUGAAAAGUUUAUAAAUAAUUUGAAAUUGUAUGAAUAUAAAAAGGAAAAUGAAUGUAAUGAUAAAUCUGAAAAUGAAGUAAAUAAAAAUAUAAAUUCUAUACAAAUACCUCAUAAAAAACAGAAAGAUAAAAUGACCAUUAUAUCUAAUGAGAAGGAAACAAGCAAUAGAAAAAAAAAGAGAACGGUAGAAAUACAUAAUUUAGUGAAGGAAAUACAUUUAAAAUGCAUUAAAGUUUGGUAUAAAUCUAUCAGUGAUGACAAAUCAUUUCCUAAUGAAGCACAAGAACUAUUAAAAAAAUUAUUGACCAAGCUAUUUCAUAAAAUCAGUUUAAUUGACAAGAUAAAGCUUAUUCAUAAGCUGUCUAAUGUGUUCUUAUUACAUUUAAAAGAAUACCACAGAGCAUUACGAAGAGUAGAAAAAGGAACUGCACCAAAUUUAGAGGAAGCAUUUAAAUAUUUACAUCCUGGUUCUCGUAAUAUAGCAGUAUUAGAGCAUAUGCUUCAUCGAAUGGUUACUAUUUUAGCACAAGAAUUUUUACAGUGGGAAUUAACAAGUUCAUUACCGUGUAAACUUUUAUUGUCUAUCUUAGCAAAAAGAUUAUUAAUAGUUAUUGAAACAAUAAGUUCUCCACAUUGGCUAUUUCAAAAUUUAUCAGAUUUAUUACAACCAAUGGCAAAAGAAGUUGUCAAAAUUCAAAAUAAACAAGAAAAGAAUGUAUAUUCACAAUUGACUAAAAAAGCUAUAUCUAAUGCUCUAGGAGGUGGUAUAACAUCUGCAACAGCAGCUCUAAUUCCACGAUCACUACCAAAAUCAAAAUCUGAAUCAUCUAAUGAAGCUUUAAUUGAGCAUGAAAAUACCUCAUUAUCUAUAAAUGAUAGGAGACCUACAUUACGUUUACAUAAUUUAGCUACAGAACAUAGAGGUCUAUGGGGUCAGAGUAUGGUAGAGGUAGAUUCUGAAAUAGAAGAAGAUAAAAUAUCUCCUGUAUAUGAAGAACCUACAGAUUUUGCUACAACAAUUGCUAGACUUAGAACUGUAUUACAACAAAAAUCAACUGUGAAUACACCUUUACAUGUUGAAGAAAAGUCUUAUGUAAUAUAUGAAGGUAGUCAAUUUACAAAUUUAUCCAUUCCAUGGACAGAGUUUCAUACAGCUCUUGAUGGUUCACAACAAUUACUUUAUUGUAUUCAAUUUGAUGAUAUAGAACAACGUGGAGUUGAUUUAUUUGAAACUACAACUGCUACUGUUAGGAGACAAUAUCGCGAUUUUGCUCAGUUACAUACUAGUCUACAAGAGAUUCCAGAAUUAGCAUCUGUUAUGUCAAAUUUGGUUUUACCAGAAGGAGGUCGUCUUGAAUUAGAAAACUAUUUGAAAACUUUAACGACGCGCUUGGCUAACGAAUGUCCACCACAAUUACGACAUUUUCUACGUCCAAGUAGUAACGCUAAUAAAAAAGCGGACAUAGUUGCACCACGAUUUGAUAAAUUUUUGGUCAAGACAGUAAGUGGAGUUUUUAAUACCUUAAAAACAGUCGUUCCAGGUUUUGAAAUUGAACAAGAGGAAGAAAAUGUACCCUUACCUACAUUAAUGCCUUUAGCUGAUAUUCCAUGGAGAUUUGUCGAGGAUAUUAAAUCGAAAAGUUUAGCAACAGAAUUUCAAAAAUUAAUAACUGAAAGAACUGAAUAUUCCUGUGUGGAUUCUGCUUACGAAGCUGUUGAUUCAAUGGAAAGUACUAAUGAUUCUGCAUUAUUAACUAAUUGGUGGGAAAUUGUAAAAAGUUCUUAUGAAGAGGAUAUUGACGAAUUGGAUUCACAUCUAAUAUUAACAAGUGUUGCUGUAGAUCUUAUUUGUGAAUUAUUGACAGGAAUUGGAAGUAAUAAUGCCUUACAACAACAAACAGUUGUUAGGUGGAUAAAAUUACUUUUUGGAAGUGUUACUGAAUCUAUAUUACAAGUAAUAAUUUAUAUAUUUUUAAUUUGUUUUACUAUUACAAAAAAUUAUUUUUAUGUUCAAUUACGAAUUGUGUUUAAUUCACAGGCUGUUACUUUACGAAUUUCCGAUCAAUUGAGUAAUAUAUCACUUCAUACUGUACAAACUAAAUUUUCUGAAGAACCAUUAACAUUAAAAGAAAGACUGUUACAAGAGCUAUUAAUUAAAAUUCCAAAUGACAUAAAAUUAACAUUUGGUGAGGACGAUACUUUAAAUAUUUUAAAGUAUCUACUUGAUUCUUAUGAAAUAAAAAAAAUUAAUAUAGACUUAAAUUUACAAAUAUUAGAUGUUCUAGCAUCACAGUUAUUAAGUUCAUGUAGAUCAAAUCAUAGUAAAAUAUCUUUAUAAUUUCAUUUUAUUUUAAUUCGAUAAAAACAGUCAAUUCAAUUCCUUUUUUCUACUAAACUAUUAUUGAAGUUAAAAAUAUUAGAAUUGCUAGUUAUUGAGAUAUAUUUUAGUCAAAAGGAAUUGAUGUGCCAUAUGUA
This is a messenger RNA of Apis mellifera (honey bee), 3096 nucleotides long. RefSeq lists its product as uncharacterized. The record is from RefSeq and is a predicted model, not a curated record. The transcript is spliced from 8 exons. Gene Ontology annotation, molecular function: phosphatidylinositol binding. NCBI's taxonomy places the organism in Eukaryota, Metazoa, Arthropoda, Insecta, Hymenoptera, Apidae. Gene Ontology annotation, cellular component: intracellular membrane-bounded organelle. Bases 380 to 2959 code for a protein of 859 amino acids.